Vespula pensylvanica (western yellowjacket) is the source of this 3522-nucleotide messenger RNA. It is a transcript of the gene magu, whose product is annotated as SPARC-related modular calcium-binding protein 2. NCBI's taxonomy places the organism in Eukaryota, Metazoa, Arthropoda, Insecta, Hymenoptera, Vespidae. Bases 576 to 2237 code for a protein of 553 amino acids. Gene Ontology annotation, molecular function: extracellular matrix binding; protein binding; calcium ion binding. The transcript is spliced from 10 exons. Gene Ontology annotation, biological process: extracellular matrix organization. Gene Ontology annotation, cellular component: basement membrane. The record is from RefSeq and is a predicted model, not a curated record.
CAGGCAGGCAGGCAGGCAAGCACAGGAAAAUAGCCGUCGCUGUUGAAAGCCGGGACAGGUUACUCCGGCAGUAAGCAAGUGGCAAGUGUUAGUCGCCCGACAGCACUUGCCACGAAUAGGCAUGCGAUGGUCCCGUUAAGUACCGAUCUUACGCUUACUUGUCGUCACAUCGACUCAAAUCUCGAGCAGUGAAUCAUUUUCGAAUUUAAAAAGUGACAAAGUUUAUAUAUAGAUAAUAUAAAUAGAUAUAUUUCUUGAUGAAAAAUCGUUAAAUUUUAUUUUUCAUAUAACAUAGGAAAAAAAGAACGAGAGAAAGAGAGAGUGAGAGAGAGAGAGAGAGAGAGAGAGAAAGAGAGAAAGAAAGAAAGAAAGAAAGAGAGGGAGUGUCUGUCUGUUAGUUAUUCGCGUGUCCAGUGAUAGACAAAAUAAUGAAUAAGAGGAUAGCAUAUGUCUGCAGGAGUACAGGAACGAGUGAAUGCAUUUGAGCGUGUGCGUGCACGUGCGUGUUCGUCGGAAUAGUGUUUCUGAUCCUGAUCGACCUCGAAGACGCGCGAUCAUCUGCCUUCGAGGACACGAUGCUGAUGCUGACGAUUCGCCUCGCCGUACUUUCGAUCUUCCUUCAACAUUAUGUCGCCGCUAAUUCAAUCAUUUCCGCUAAGGAACAAUGCCGGAGGAGAAUAGCCGAGUGCACGAUGGAUGACGAUAAAAGUGCGCCGGUAUGUGGAAGCGACGGUGUCACGUAUCCUAGUCAGUGUCAGGUCAUUUCGAAGCAGUGCCAGGGUGUAUCUGUCCUAAUUAAACACACCGGACCCUGUCCAGAAAUGCCGCCAUGCUUUUCGGCGAGACUAUCGUCACGAGUGGGAUCACGACCGGUUUGCCGGCCAGAUGGUACGUAUGCGCCGGUGCAAUGCCACAUGGAGACCGGGUUUUGCUGGUGCGUAACAUUGCAAGGACGUCCACUGCCGGAUACCUCGGUGAGGCACCAAAGACCGAGAUGCGAGAAACUCGCUUCCAGAUCAGCCGUUGCUACUAGGAGUGGACAGAGAAGACGUUCCUCUAAUUGGAAGGAACGAAGACAGUAUAGCAGUAGACAUCGAAAUACAUGUGAUCGUCUUGAAAAAUCCAAGUUUAAUAAUAAUCUCAUAGAGAAUUUUAGGAUCGAAUAUAAACGAGCGAAUAUAUCAGCGACUGGUGACAAAAACGUGGAACGCGUAUUGUCUUGGAAAUUUGCUACUUUAGACAAAGAUGGAGAUGGUUAUUUGGACAGAGCAGAAUACAAGGAACUUCGAAAGCUUGCUAAAAAAGCAGUUAGACCUAAAAGAUGUGCACGCACGUUCGCCCGAACUUGCGAUCUCAAUCGAGAUCUCAAACUCUCGAGGCAAGAAUGGGGUGCUUGCCUGGCCAACGAUUUCACUCUACGUUUGUUCUUGUCGCUGAACUCCGCAGCAGAUCCUCCCGAGGUCCCCGAGGACCAGAGGACACAGGCCACUGAUCAAGUACUCAAAGGUAAUUCCUCGCCUGUACAUUCAAGGCCUACGUUUAACGAUAAUCCAGCCGAUACCAAAGAAGAAAACGAUGCGACUGACUGUAUAUCGGAUAGGCGAUCGGUGUUGGAAGAUCAAAGACAAAAUUCACAAGAAAAAUUUUAUAUACCACAAUGUACACCCGAUGGUAGAUACCAUCGAGUACAAUGUUAUUCCGGUUAUUGUUGGUGCGUUUAUCAAGAUACAGGGAAACCUAUACCUGGAACAUCUUCGAAAGACAGUACACCAAAUUGUAAUCCAGCACCCACACCUAGCAGACCAAUGAAGGGAUGUCCCGAAUUGAAAAAACAAAUUUUCCUACGAGACUUGAUGGAUUUAAUGCAAAAGAAAAUGAAAGCGUCUAGUACGGAUUCGAGCGAGAUAACAGCCAAUUGGCAAGCUUCCAAAGAAGAACAAGUAGCCACAUGGCACUUUGUAAUGCUCGAUAAAAACAAGAAUAAGAUUUUAGAAAGAAAAGAAUGGAAGAGUUUUCGCAUCAUGGUCUCCAACAAUAGGUUGCUUCGUAAAUGUGGUAAAAAAUUGCCUAGGUAUUGUGAUAUUAAUAAUGACAGAAGAAUCAGUAUGACGGAAUGGUUGAGCUGCCUGAAUGCUCAACAUUCGGUAACAUCUGAAAAUCCGGAAAAAUCAUCUACAAGCAAGCCAAAGAGGAUGGGUCCUAAUCCAUUGGAUCAAUUUCUCAAUGACGACGAUUAAUAGAAACCUUUUGUGAUACAUACUUUAUCAUCUAAUCUAUGCAAUGCAAAGGCAUUGUAAUAAUUUAGUAUUAUUCAGUCAUAGAACUUAUUUGAAAAUGAGAUUGAAAACUUGGAAAGAUCAUUUAUUAAUUUCACGUUGUGCUUUUACUUCGUAUUUGACGAUAAACAAGAAUUUCAUACAUUUUUCACAUAAUAUUAUCAAUCGCUGGUAAUCUAUCAAUGGGAUAAAGAAUUAUUCUUUAUUUUGCAAUUAUUACUUUAUCCGAGAUAUUCAUUUUAAUUACUUUUAAGGGAUAAUUGAAUGUAAAUCAAAAUAAAAAAAACAUUGUAUAUAAAAAUCAAUUGUAAUUUCAAGGAUAAACAACAAUGGUAAAUUUGUGAAUAUAUUUUUGUAUACUUGUCUUAAAAAUAUAGAUACUGUUCGUAAUAUUAUUCUAAUAGUAUCUAGGUACAUAUCCAAGAUCUUCUUUUAUUAUCAUAAAAGAUAAGAUGAACACAGAAACAUCAGAACCGAGAAGAUUCGAACGUUUAUCUCGAUUCAUUAUUAAUAGUCCGACAAUCCGUAUAAUACAGUGAAUCAUACGAGACUUUUUACAAAUACAACAACAACACGCGAGAUUAUAUAUUAGUACAUCAGAUUAUGGACUGUGAUGAGUCUUAUUGUUAGAGAAUAAAACCAUAAAUUUAAAUAUACUUUAUACAUUUAUAUAGAUCUUUAAACAACAUCGUUUAACUUACGUUUGAAUAUGUGUGUGCGUUUUGUUUGGAUAUGAGAGCACAGGUUUAUAUAGAGUAUAUAUAUAAAUAUAAAUACAAAGAAUAAUGCAUUUAUCAGAGCAUAAUUACGUACAAAAGAUAACAAAUUUAUAUGGACACGCUCACGCAUACGUAUAUAUAUAUAUAUAUAUACACACACACACACACACACACAAUUUAUACAAUUUUUUCAUUCAAUUUCAUGUAACACUUUUAUAACUUAACAACUUCUUCACAAUUUUAUUCGCAAUUUCAUUUGAUAAACACGCAGUGGUAUAGCUAACAUGUAUACAUAUAUUACAUUCUUGUAUAAGUUAUCAUACAUUAUAUUCUUAUGAUGAAAUCAGCAAUUAUAGAAACGUAACAGUACUAAACACAGGGUGUAAAAUAUAUAUAAUGAUGUUAAAUGACAGACUAAAGGAGGAGAUAGAAGAGAAAAGGAUAUUACUAAAGAUACAAACAGGGUUCAGGAAAAACAGAAGUACGAUAGAAAACAUAUAGAUCUAAUAGCAUAUGAUAGAGAAAGA